Molecule: messenger RNA, 2516 nt
Organism: Thalassophryne amazonica
Lineage: Eukaryota; Metazoa; Chordata; Actinopteri; Batrachoidiformes; Batrachoididae
Gene: gtf3c4
Product: general transcription factor IIIC, polypeptide 4
Exons: 5
Coding region: 23-2338 (771 amino acids)
Biological process (GO): transcription initiation at RNA polymerase III promoter
Cellular component (GO): transcription factor TFIIIC complex
Molecular function (GO): histone acetyltransferase activity; protein binding
Source: RefSeq, a predicted model, not a curated record
UCACUUCCUUUGCGCCGUAAACAUGGCGGCCAUCGGUGGGUUGUUUUCGGCCGAGCCGCUGCCUUCGAAUGUCAACGUCAAGACGGAGACCGAAGCCGAGUUCGUGGCGGCGGUGCCACGGGCCCCCGUCGUGCCGCUGCUGGCCCCCGUCAGCGGACUGCAGCCGCUCACCUGGUCGCAGGACCACCAGCUGGCUGUUUGCACCAGCAACGGCGUCUCCGUCAUGGAGCUGCUGUGCGACGUUCAGAGCAGCAAACAGGAGCUGACGCUGCACAGGAGCAGCAUCCCUCUGCCCACGCAGGGCUACAAACUCGCGGUGGAGCCAGAGGAGGAGCUGAUUGCAGCAAAGAAGAAGUUCUCCUUGCAUCCGGACCCGACAAUAAGACAAGUUUUCCUGGCAGACCGAGUGAUGAACCCAACCGUUGGUGGACACAGCGGAGUAAAGUAUGCCAGCUGGUCUCCAUUGGGCUGUGACUCUACCGGGCGCUGUCUCCUCGCUUGUUUAACACUGGACCAAAGACUUACCGUUCAUCACAGCCCCAAGCGUCUGGAGUGGGUCACGCUAGUUGAUCUCACCAAGAAGUACAGCGAGAGGCUAAAGGCACGUGGCUACACUAAAAAGGACAACAAGCCUCUACAGGCAAACCUUCUUGACUUUGAUGAACUGCAGCGACGUUUCCGAAUGCAGACCUCUCUGAGAAUGGAGUGGUCAAGUUUGUACACCAUCAAGCAGCGUCUGCCUGACGGCACAUGCGUAGAUGUAGAGAUGGUCUUGCUUGCUGUCUUGAUGGAAAAUGGUGACCUUGUUUUGUGGAAAUUUGUUCUACCCUUUGUAAAUGGGGAGGACGUUGUAUUAUAUGACCUCAUUGAAUCGGGUGUGACUAGUCCCAGCGACUUGGCAUGGUGGGAGUACGAGAGCGCGGAUCGUCGAAUGAGCGGCCUAAUUGUUGGCAGUGAGUCUGGACCUGUUAAAAUCCUGCCGGUCACUCUGUUUGGAGUCAAAGGCUACUUCACCCUUCGACAUCCUGUGAUCCUCUGGAAGGAAUGUGAUGAGAUUGCUGUCGAAAACCUCAAAUGUGUCCCGAUGAUCCACCCCGUUCAUAAAUCUAGCUGCAGCCUCAUCGUCGCCUCCCGCGGAUGCUAUAUCUUUUGGUGCUUGCUUAUGAUUUCGCCAGCUGGGUUAAAUGUACACAACUCUCACGUGGCGGGUCUGCAUUCACUUCCUGUGGUCUCGCUAGCAGUCAGUCACCGCAGCGUUACAGUGUACACGUGUUCAUUAGAUGGGCGCAUAAAAAAACUGACUCCAACGUUCACAGACAGCACUAUGAUUUUUAAAACAGAGGAUGUGUUGCAGCCUGAGGUCUUAACAGGACGGCGGGUACAUGGGAUCGCGGUGAGUCAUAAUGGGGCAUAUAUUGUGCUUGCAAGCACACAAGGAAUUGUCAGUGGGCAUCAUCCAGUUUAUAGAACCUACCAGGUUCAGUUUAUGGCCCUGAAAGAACCAGAAAUGGCAGCAGCACUGCUGCUCAAGUCUCCGUCACAGAACCUGUACAAGAUGGCUGAUUUACUUGAUCUCGUCAGGUGGCAGAUUUUGAAGAACCGGUCCAUCCCUGACUCCCUUCAGGCUGACCUUGAUCAAAAAAUUCGGGAAGCAGAUUCACCCUAUUUCUGGCGUUUCAAGCUCUUUUUGGCCCGUGUGCUGUACAGGUCACUUCAGACAGUUAAAGAAGUUCACUACUGGAAACCUACACAUGAUGCCACCAAGGUGGUCCUCAAUGAUGAGGCAGUGGAGUGCAGAGGAGAUGAAGAAGUUGCUACUGAGGGAGGAAUUGGAGGUGGUGAUGUUGCAGCAGUGAAAGAGGAGAAUGUGAAGGCACGGUUGGUGGAGGUGCAGACUUGGAUUAACAUGGUGGAGACACACCUAAUGAGAGAGCACAUGAAGAAAGUUCUAGGGAUGGUGUACCUGAACACCUACGUUACUCAGAAUACCAGCAUACCCACCUGCGGCCUAGUUGACUACCUUGCCAGAAAUACAGAAGACAGAGAUUCAGAGGUCCUAAUUGGCCACAUCAAGAAGAAGAUGAACAAGCAGACGUUCCCGGAACAUUGCAGUCUGUGUCAGGACGUGCUGCCCUUCAGGGACCACAAGCAAACAGUCUGUGAAAACGGUCACAUGUGGCUCAGGUGUGUGUUGUCAUACCAGGCCUGCCAGACGGUGACGUUCAGACGUUGCCUGCUGCUGGAUAGCAUCGCCAAACUGCCAGAGCCUGAGGAUCCAGACUGGAUAAAGAAGCUCCUGCAGGCUUCCUGCACACUCUGCGACUCACCCAUGAUCUAGAUCCUACGGAUCGGCGGAACCUCAGAGUUUUGCGGUGACUUAGGAGCCCUUCGCUCAGACGCAGGGAUCACAUUCAUCGACCGUCAUUGCUACAAUAAUGUAUUUGAUCUAUUUUGUUAAUGUUACUUUUAAUUUUAUAUUGGUAGAAAAAAAGUGCCAAUAAACUGCUUUGAUUAUA